AUGGGGCUGCUGUCUGGGGACACGCUGGGGCCCCUGGCCGUGGCCGUGCUCAUCUUCUUGCUCUUGCUGGACCUGAUGCACCGGCGCUCACGCUGGGCCCCACGCUACCCCCCAGGCCCCACGCCGCUGCCGGUGCUGGGCAACCUGCUGCAGGUGGACUUCGAGGACCCGCGUCCCAGCUUCAACCAGGUGAGGACGGAGGGGUGGGGAGUGAGCAGCGGCGGUCCUAGGGCCCCACCUAGCAGCGGACAGUGGGCGCUGGGUGAAUCCACUGGCCGGAAGAGGACUGGGCCAAGAAGAGCAGGGGGAUUCGAGAGCCCUCCUGAGGGAGAGCGACGGGUCCAGCAGGAAAUCAAUGAGGUGAUAGGGAAGGUGAGGCGACCAGAGAUGGGUGAUCAGGCCCUCAUGCCCUUCACCAUGGCCGUGGUCCAUGAGGUGCUACGCUUUGCAGACAUCGCUCUCCUGGGAGUGCCCCACAUGACAUCCCGUGACAUCGAGGUGCAGGGCUUCCACGUCCCAAAGGGGACGACACUCAUCACCAACCUGUCGUCAGUGCUGAAGGACGAGACCGUCUGGGAGAAGCCCUUCCGCUUCCACCCGGAGCACUUCCUGGAUGCCCAGGGCCGCUUCGUCAAGCAGGAGGCCUUCAUACCCUUCUCCGCAGGCCACCGCGCAUGCCUCGGGGAGCCCCUGGCCUGCAUGGAGCUCUUCCUCUUCUUCACCAGCCUCCUGCAGCACUUCAGCUUCUCGGUGCCUGCCGGGCAGCCCCGCCCCAGCGACCACGGUGUCUUUGCCUUCCUGGUGACCCCAGCCCCAUACCAGCUCUGUGCGGUGCCCCGCUAG
Molecule: messenger RNA, 843 nt
Organism: Budorcas taxicolor (takin)
Lineage: Eukaryota; Metazoa; Chordata; Mammalia; Artiodactyla; Bovidae
Product: cytochrome P450 2D14-like
Exons: 4
Coding region: 1-843 (280 amino acids)
Biological process (GO): arachidonate metabolic process; xenobiotic metabolic process
Cellular component (GO): intracellular membrane-bounded organelle; cytoplasm
Molecular function (GO): heme binding; oxidoreductase activity, acting on paired donors, with incorporation or reduction of molecular oxygen, reduced flavin or flavoprotein as one donor, and incorporation of one atom of oxygen; iron ion binding
Source: RefSeq, a predicted model, not a curated record